AUGAGCACGUUUUUCGAUGAGAUGAAAAGGUCGUUUGUCGACGUCCCAGUAGAGGACGGCAAGAUCGCCACUUCUGAGUUUUUGGAGGCCGCCGAGUCUCUUGUGAAGCUGUUUGAUCUGCUGGGAUCGUCUGCCUUUGCAGUUGUCCAGAACGACAUGACGGGAAAUAUUAACAAGGUGCGCGCCAAGCUCCUUGCUGCUCCUGACAAGGCAGGCACCUUGCAGGAUCUGAUUUUAUCGGAGGCAAACGACAAAAAGAAGAUCGCUACGCAGGGCCUGUUGUGGCUGUGCAGAGGUCUGCAGUUCACGGCUGUCGCCAUGAGAGAGACCGUUUCGAGACCAAACGACGAGCUGUCCAAGACUUUCACCGACGCCUACGGCAAGACCUUGACGAAAUACCACACAAUGCUCAUUAGACCUGUUUUCAAGCUUGCAAUGAAGGCUUGUCCCUACAGAGCAGACUUCUUUGCCAAGCUGGGUGCUGACCAGGCGAAGGUUGCCGAGCAGCUGGAGGCGUGGCUGAGCGCCCUGGAGAACAUCGUGACCCUGAUCAUGGACUUCUUCGAGAAGGGCAAUUACGGCAAGGGACUGUGA
Ogataea angusta is the source of this 594-nucleotide messenger RNA. RefSeq lists its product as uncharacterized. Lineage: Eukaryota; Fungi; Ascomycota; Pichiomycetes; Pichiales; Pichiaceae. Gene Ontology annotation, molecular function: ceramide 1-phosphate transfer activity; ceramide 1-phosphate binding. Gene Ontology annotation, cellular component: cytoplasm; cytosol; membrane. Bases 1 to 594 code for a protein of 197 amino acids. The transcript has a single exon. Gene Ontology annotation, biological process: ceramide transport; intermembrane lipid transfer. The record is from RefSeq and is a predicted model, not a curated record.